AUGACUGAAACUAUACAAUCCGUAGUAGCUCACGUUGAUCAGCAAGCCAUGCAAAAAUUGGCCGAUACGCUUGAAAUAGAGGCCAACAUGACGGCCAUCUUAUCUCUAGAUGAAAGAGUAAAAUUAAAGUUAAAAGAACGAGCUCGAAUUGAAGCUUCCGCCCGAUUUUCUGCAUCUUAUCAAAAAUAUAAAACUAUUAGUCUAACGGAUUCACUGGCUCUAAGAAAGAUCCUUUUCGGUCAGUUAAUGGUACCGAAAGAAAUUGACUGGUGUCGAGAAAGUUUUAUCUUUCAUAUACAUAAUUAUGGAUUACCUUUUGGGCUUAAAAUUCAUAAGAAUGGACCAUGCGGUGUUAUUGCUGUCGUACAAGCAUUCGUACUAAGACAUUUAAUAUUUGAUGAAGACGAUGAAAACAACUAUAAACGAUUGAAAGCAGUCAAUGAAAGGGAACGACAAAAUGCAUUAGCGCUAGCUUUGGCUGAUAUACUGUGGAUUGCCGGUGAAGAAAGUAAAACUGCAAUCGUUUUAUUACCGCCAGAUGAUGAUCGUUCAAAACCCAUAGGAGCAUCUCAAGUUAGGCUGAAUGACAUGACCGAAGAUGGAAUUCUGUAUCAAUUUAAUGCAUUUAAUGAUCUUCGAGACUUUAUCAAGAAGAAAUUACCUAUUUUUCAACAUGAAUUUGGAUAUGGUGUCGCAUUUUUUCUUUAUUCUGCUAUCCUAUCCAGAGGGAUUGAAAACAUACGAAAUGAUAUGGAUGAUCCAGAGAAGAUCUUACUGACUGAGAAUGAAAGAUGCUCGCAAGAAUUAAUCAACUUGCUACUAGUGGGCAAAGCUGUCUCUUAUGUUUUUAAUGGCAUUUUGGAUUACGAUUACAAGUUACGAAAGCCUCUGCAACAACCCCUUUUUGGCAUUGACAAACGUGGAGUAGUAGGCCUACUCACGCUGAUGGAACAUGUCGCUGAAGGCAACUAUACGGUUGGCAGUAAGCUCAAAACACCAAAAUAUCCCAUAUGGGUUGUAAAUAUCGAACUCAGCUUUGCUGUUAUCUUUUCUUGUAAAAGAGAUUUGUUAAACGAUUGGAAAGCGGAAAGGCAAUUUCAUUUAUGGUACUAUACUGGAUUAGUAAGUCAGACGGAGCUUCAACGGAUUCAUAUCGACACCUUGCAAACCUAUAUGCCCAAAAAUAAGGAUAAUGUCGAACCUCUUAUUAAUCAUUGCAUACGUACGAAAUGGAGUGGUGUUAAAAUUAGUAGUCAUAGCUCAAUCUCGAAAUAG
This is a messenger RNA of Trichoplax adhaerens, 1275 nucleotides long. RefSeq lists its product as uncharacterized. The coding region runs from base 1 to 1275 and encodes 424 amino acids. Gene Ontology annotation, biological process: protein K48-linked deubiquitination. Lineage: Eukaryota; Metazoa; Placozoa; Uniplacotomia; Trichoplacea; Trichoplacidae. Gene Ontology annotation, molecular function: cysteine-type deubiquitinase activity; K48-linked deubiquitinase activity. The transcript has 15 exons. The record is from RefSeq and is a predicted model, not a curated record.